Messenger RNA from Athalia rosae (coleseed sawfly), 948 nucleotides. RefSeq lists its product as uncharacterized. Bases 2 to 691 code for a protein of 229 amino acids. The transcript has 3 exons. The record is from RefSeq and is a predicted model, not a curated record. NCBI's taxonomy places the organism in Eukaryota, Metazoa, Arthropoda, Insecta, Hymenoptera, Athaliidae.
GAUGGACAAUAACUUCGUCAUUUUAAUUAUCGCCGUGAUCGCCGCUACGAUGAUCUGCUGUCGCGCAAUCGAUCAAUUCUCUAUCAAAGAUCUUCUCAGGAGAAAAAGACACUUGGUAUUCCCGGAUCCCUUGGACAGCGAGACUAAAGUACAGGUGCUAUUCGGUCUGGGUCUUCCAAUGGAGGGUGAGAUCUCGAUGACGCUUGGGUAUGUUCUCAAGUGCAACUACGACCUUCCUUACAACGUUUCGGACUUCACGGAUCCGUACGUUCGGUACGAACGGUCAGUGCGAAACAAUUUAUUGCCGUCGGAGAACGCGACGGUUCAAGUGCAACGGACAUCUAAAGGGACGACUUCGAGGUGGACUAUCUACGGUAUACUGGAAGAGGCCAUGGAACGAUUUGGCGGCGGUAGAGUUUGUCUUCUGCGUGCAGUUUGCGAGGCUGCCGAGACGCCUUUCAACGAAGAUCAUGGUCUCCUGGGUGAGCUUCUCCACGUUCUGCUGACGCCAUCGACGACGAGCGAAGAACACGAGACUUAUGCAGAUAGGGAGUACCGUGCGGCGGAGAAACUGGGCGGUACUUUCCGAGGCAACUGCAAGUCGCUAUUCUCCGAGUGCCAGAGUAGUCCCUUGGACUAUUUUACGGAACUUGGGCAAAAACUCGUGCCGUCACUUCCGUACGACUCGUAAUUUUUAUUUUUGCUGGCGUGCCGAUUCCGCGAUCAUUCGUUUCAAUUCCACCAUUUCGCACAAGUAUACUUGACAGCAGAAGGAUGGAAGGAUUUCAAAGUUCGAUCAUUGUCCGAUUGAAGUGAAAUUCAUUGAUAAUAUUUUUUAUUUUCCUUUAUUCUGUACUGUACGGAAUUAAUUGUUUGUACCUUCGUUCAGUUGAACUUAUGGAUCAGAACAAUGAAAAAAAAAACAAUAAAUAUAGAGUCAAAUUAGUA